AUGAAGUCUUAUUCCCCAGCACCAUGCCAGAACCCAGGUAAGCUUGCUCAUCCCAAACAAGUCUAACAUACCAUGUUAGAUUACAGCCUAUGACUGCAGUUGAUAUGCCCCCUCUUUAAGUCAAACAGACAUAAAUACCAGUCUGAUCCCAUUUAAUGAGACAUGUUAGAUAGGAAGUGUCCAUAUGUGUCUUUUUCUAGGGGUAUGUCCCUAUGGCCCCUGGUCCAAAGUAAUGUGCUUUAAAGGCAAUAGACUAGGGUUGAAUGGCGGGAACCCGGUUACCAAGAUUUACCGGGAUUUACUGCCCCAAACCACUCGCUUUUCUCAGGAUAAAUAACUGCAAGAAACAGGUCAAUCAUAAUAAAUUAUUUAUAUAAACAGCAUGGCGUGAAAUGGAACUGCUAAAUGAUAUGCAAUGUCUAAAUCUGGCUUCUCUACGAAAUGGAACUGUUAAAUUAUAUGUGAUGUCUAAAUCUGGCUUCUCUACAAAAUGAAACUUAAAUUAAUUGCAAUGUCUAAAUCUGGCUUCUCUACGGCCUAUGCAUGAUGAAUCAAUGCUCAGGGUGGGGACAGACCCAUCUCAGUAUGGAGAGCAGUUCACAAUGCAUGUAGACCGAUCAUCUCAUUAUGGUAACUUGUGACAGGUAGGCCUACAUUUGCUGCAGCAUAGCCUAUGCUACAGUAAAAUAAAGACCAAAUGCGCGUUUAAUUUACCCAUCUCCAUCUGGCUUUCGGGGGUCACCUUGUUUUUUUAAUUGUAAAGAUGAUUGUAUUUUUUAUUGCAGCUACAGAGUUUUAAAACCUGAAUAUCAUUGCUUUAAAUCAGUGCACGAGCUCUCUCUUGCAGUCUUUCUCUCUCUCUCCAUCAACUCCAUUGAAAUUGCAUCCAAAAUAGAUAAUCAUGUUCUAGAUUGAUAUAUAGCCCUAUAUAUACAGUGCCUUCGGAAAGUAUUCAGACCCACUUAACUUUUUCCACAUUUUUGUUACAUUACAGCCUUAUUCUAAAAUUGAUUAAAUUGUUUUUUCCCCUCAUUAAUCUACACACAAUACCCCAUAAUUAUAAAGCAAAAACAGGUUUUUUGAAAUGUUUGCUAAUUUAUUAAAAAUAAACAACUGAAAUAUCACAUUUACUUGAAGCACCUUUGGCAGCGAUUACAGCAUUGAGUCUUCUUGGGUAUGACACUACAAGCUUGGCACACCUGUAUUUGGGGAAUUUCUUCCAUUCUUCUCUGCAGAUCCUCUCAAGCUCUGUCAGGUUGGAUGGGGAGCGUUGCUGCACAGCUAUUUUCAGGUCUUUAGGUGCCUUUUGGCAAACUCCAAGUGGGCUGUCAUGUGCCUUUUACUGAGGAGUGGCUUCCAUCUGGACACUCUACCAUAAAGGCCUAAUUGGUGGAGUGCUGCAGAGAUGGUUGUCCUUCUGGAAGGUUCUCCCAUCUCCACAGAGGAACUCUAGAGCUCUGUCAGAGUGACCAUCAGGUUCUUGGUCACCUCCCUGACCAAGGCCCUUCUCCCCCGAUUGUUCAGUUUGGCCGGGCGGUCAGCUCUAGGAAGAGUCUUGGUGGUUCCAAACAUCUUCCAUUUAAGAAUGAUGGAGGCCACUGUGUUCCUGGGGACCAUCAAUGCUGCAGAAAUGUGUUGGUACCCUUCCCCAGAUCUGUGCUUUGACACAAUCCUGUCUCUGGGCUCUACGGACAACUCCUUCGACCUCAUAGCUUAGUUUUUGCUCUGACAUGCACUGUCAACUGUGCGAUCUCAUAUAGACAGGUGUGUGCCUUUCCAAAUCAUGUCCAAUCAAUAGAAUUUACCACAGGUGGACCACAAGUUGUAGAAACAUCUCAAGGAUGAUCAAUGGAAACAGGAUGCACCUGAGCUCAAUUUCGAGUCUCAAUGCAAAGGGGCUGAAUACUUCUGUAAAUAAGGUUUUUCUGUUUUUUAUUUUUAAUACAUUUGCUAAAAUGUAUAAAAACCUGUUUUCGCUUUGUCAUUAUGGGGUAUUGUGUGUAGAUUGCUGAGGAUUUUUAUUUAUUUAAUCCAUUUUAGAAUAUGGCUGUAAUGUAACAAAAUGUGGAAAAAGUCAAGGCGUCUGAAUACUUUCCGAAGGCACUGUAGAUGUCCUAGCCUACCUCUUUCAGGUAAUAUGUUCAACACAGCCUUAUAUUUAGCUAAUUAAUGAUGGGUUAUACAUAAUAAGCUUCUAUUUUAUAGCCUCUGUCUCUUGCGCCAUACGCAAGCACAUGUGCUCCGCUAGCCUCUCCUUAGCUCUUAGGAGUCUCAUGCAGGAAAAGCUAGAAUAGAAUAGCUUGCUGGACAUCUUUUUUUUGCAUUUCUUAUAGCAUUAGACUAUUCAAAGAGGGAAGCAAGCUCUUUUUUGCUGAAUGUUAAAUACAGCAGCCAAUAGAACUCACGGGUAGUUUGAAAGAAGAGCGAACGCGCGAUGGCGGUGGACUAUAUCAGUUAUUUACUGUCACGAUCGUCAUAUAUAGAGGAGGACCAAGGCGCAGCGUUGAAGGCGAACAUAUUUAUUUAUAGACUGAUCACACGAUCAAAACAACAAAACGAUGACGUGACAGUCAAUGGUAAUACACAAACCAAAUACGAACAAGAAACCACAAUGAAUGAGUGCCAAACGGCUACCUAAGUAUGACUCCCAAUCAGAGACAACGAGCUACAGCCGUCUCUGAUUGGGAGCCACCCUGGCCAACAUAGAUCUACAAAACCAGCAAGUGAAACCUAGAACACACAUAGACUAUACACACCCUGGCUCAACAUAUUAGAGUCCCCAGGGCCAGGGCGUGACAGUACCCCCCCCUAAAGGCGCGGACUCCGACCGCGCCCACCAAACACCACAGGGGAGGGACCGGGUGGGCACUCCGCUUAGGCGGCGGAUCCGGCUCCGGGCCUGAUCCCCGCUCCCUCUCCAACCCCCCAAAGUACCCCUGGUCCGGUCUGGCCCCGCUGGCCGGAGCUGGACUGCACACUGGUGGAGCGGAUUGCUCUAGCUCCGGCGUGAAGCAUCUGACCGGUGCCGGACCAGCCACCGGUGGAACAGGCACGGGCCGUGCCGGACUGACGACGCACACCACUGGCUUGGUGUGGGGAGCAGGAGCGGGCCGAGCCGGGCUGUCGAAGCGCACCACUGACUUGGUGCGGGGAGCAGGAACGGGCCGAGCCGGGCUGACGAAGCGCACCACUGACUUGGUGCGGGGAGCAGGAACGGGCCGAGCCGGGCUGACGAAGCGCACCACUGACUUGGUGCGGGGAGCAGGAACGGGCCGAGCCGGGCUGACGAAGCGCACCACUGACUUGGUGCGGGGAGCAGGAACAGGCCGAGCCGGGCUGACGAAGCGCACCACUGACUUGGUGCGGGGAGCAGGAACAGGCCGGACCGUACUGGGGACACACACCACUGGUCCUACGCAGGGAUCUGGAAUGGGCCGGACCGGACUGGUAACACACCCCAGUACCUCUCGCCGUGCCUCUACACCUUCCACCCCCUCUUCGACCAGUGGCCCCCGUAACCUGGCGGCCUCCUCUGCCAAUCCGCUGGGCCGCUCUGCCGCGGUCUCCUGCUGGCCCGUCGUCCACGGCGUUAGCCCCCCCCUAAAAAAUUUCUGGGCGUCUCUCCUACCCGUGGACCAGGUCUCCAUGUCCCUCGCCAGCCUUUCGCCCUUCUGCCAUAAUGUCAAGCCCUUCUCUUCCUCACUCGGCUUGACCCAGUCGAGGAGGCAAAGGAGAUCUGCUAGGGAUCUCCCUGGUGAUGGCUCCUGGACACGCUGCUUGGUCAAAUCUUGGUGGUUUCUUCUGUCACGAUCGUCAUAUAUAGAGGAGGACCAAGGCGCAGCGUUGAAGGCGAACAUAUUUAUUUAUAGACUGAUCACACGAUCAAAACAACAAAACGAUGACGUGACAGUCAAUGGUAAUACACAAACCAAAUACGAACAAGAAACCACAAUGAAUGAGUGCCAAACGGCUACCUAAGUAUGACUCCCAAUCAGAGACAACGAGCUACAGCCGUCUCUGAUUGGGAGCCACCCUGGCCAACAUAGAUCUACAAAACCAGCAAGUGAAACCUAGAACACACAUAGACUAUACACACCCUGGCUCAACAUAUUAGAGUCCCCAGAGCCAGGGCGUGACAUUUACUUAGACCCAUAACCAUUCAAUCUUCUUGAAGAGAAGUGAAAGCCUUCUGCAUCUAAUUCUAGUCCUAUAUUAUUCAAGGAUGUUAUUAGAAUGAUUAAGAUAAAGACAACAAAACUUAUUUCAUUUAACUGUUGAAAACGAGGAAGGAAUGGAGCAACAAUAGAGAGAGAAAGAGGAGGUAGGCUAAUAACAUUAGAGGAAAUAUUAUGAAAGAUAUAUAUGCGUCAGCGUACUAAUUAUACAAAUUACUAUUAUAAAACUAUUAUAUUUCAAAAUUAAAAUCAAAUUUGCUAGUCUAUACUUGUAACUUUGUAGGCCGCAUGUGCUGCACCAUAAUCGAAUGUUCACUUCUGCUUUAUCAUGUGGCAGGUAGCUUAGUGGUUAAGAGCGUUGUGCCAGUAACCGAAAGGUCGCUGGUUCUAAUCCCCGAUCCGACUAGGUGAAAAAUCUGUCGAUGUGCCCUUGAGCAAGGCACUUAACCCUAAUUGCACCUGUAAGUCGCUCUGGAUAAGAGCGUCUGCUAAAUGACUAAAAUGUAAAUGUUUGAACGAUGUGCGUAAUUCCAGUUCACACUCAAUAAGAUGAGCCUACUGCAGCUAGUUUCAUUUAUUUACCCUAGAGAACUACAUCUAUGGGCUUUUAUGUUUUUAUGUCGUGCGUAAUGCGCAGUAGCCUAUAUCAUACAGUAUAUGUAUUGGAUAAUGGCACAAUCAUUUGGGCUUUUUUGGGCUUGGGCUCAUUAAAUGUUGUUAAUGUAGGGCUCAUAAAAGGUAUUUCAUAUAUGGCUCGUCAGGCUCAGGUAGCAUCAGGUUUGAAUUUUCAUGCUGAUCAAAGCUCUAAUAAAAUCCAGACACUUCCGGUUUGGGCGGGAAAUACCGGGUUCAGCAGGAGAAAAGUUAUUUAUUCUCGGGAUGGAAUAUUUGUAAAAUACCGGGAAAAUAUUCAACCCUAGAAUAGACUGCCAUUUGGGACACAACAUUUCUGAAUCAGGGUACUGUACAGGGCAGACAGACACUCUGGAGGUUUGGAGAUAUAAAAACAGACUAUGCCACAUCAGUUCACCAGAGGUCCAUAUUAAUAGUCUAAAGUGGUUUCCUCCCCUUUCGUCUCCUUUACGUCGUCUGCACGGAUGAGAAAGAGUUGGAAUGGUGAAAGCAAAUACCUGGUGGAUAUCCACCGUAGUGCAUUCACCUACCCUGUUUUUCCCCCUUUAGAUCUGUGCAGAUGAGAUACAGAGAAGAAGCCUAGCUUAGACUAUUGGGAUGAACCCACAUAUCUCAUAUCCCCCAGAAUAUCCCUUCUCCUGGUCGUGUAAAACUCUGGAAGCUAAUGGGUUAGCGCAGUGCUGCCAAUGCCAUGUCCAUUACACAUCGACUGUAUGUCAGACUCAGUGGAUUUUUUUUCACAUGCCCCUUUCUGCUGCUUCUCAGGGCGUCAAUGAACAAGAGCUCUGGGGGACUAUGGAGGGCCAUUGCUGACAACUCUAUUGGAUUUUAUUGGUGCUCUGUUGGAAUAUGUGUGAUUUUUAAAUGAUUCCAUGGGCUCCAUUUUAUCAAACCUAACGUUAUGGUAAAUCUAAGCGCAGGCGGUAGCGCUAUAGGCUCUCGAGUGUGUCAGAAAUGUUUAGCUAUUUUCACUAUCACAAUUAUCUGUGCACUCCCUGGCGUUGGCGCGAAAGGGCUGGGUUUUGAUGAAUAAACAAGUUGUCGGUGUGUCGAAGUUUGGGCCCUCACCGGACAAUCAGAACAUGCUCCAUGCGAAAUAUGUGGUUGCUUCAAGUUGUGUAUUUACGGCCUUUAUGUAUUGCCUUGGAAUCAACUCCGAUUCCAAUGUUAGUCCGUUAUAGUUUGUUAAAUGGCUUACAGAACGAAAUAACAAAAUGUAGACCCAUCUUUGCUAAAUAUGUUAACUUGAACCCAUUUGCCGUCCACAUUGUUGUAAGUAAUUGAAUGGCUUCAAUAGCAUUCACACUGAUAUAGGAGCUAAGUCUACUGUAAAUUGCAUUAUGGCAGAGCAUGGUCAUGCCAAACAUUGUCAAUAAACAAGAUUAAAUUAACUGUUUAUAAGGCCUAAAAAGAGAAUGACUAAUUCUAAUCAAAUUCUAAACAAAACAACAACUUGUUAUAAUAUUAAAACAACGCAGACUAUGGAGCGUUUUACGCAUGUCCAAACCUUUCACAGUAGCUGGACAAAGGUCCAAUAUAAAGAGAAAGAGAAUGUCCACUCACCUUUAUACUGCUCCUAAAUAGGCCUAUGUUUUAUGAACAUAAUCGGAACCAUUUUACAGAUCAGAUCGCAUUCACACAUCUCCAGAAGUUGCAUUGCAAGCGCGCCAUGGACGUUGUCACCAUAAAACCAGGAAGGUGAAUCAUUCUAAUACGUUUGGUUGUAAUAAGAUUAAACGGAAAAACAAUACGUUUCUUUUUAAAACAACAAUAAAUACAUUUAAAAUGUGAACAUUUCAUAACAUCUAAAGGAUAAAAAAAGACAAGCAUUGCUGUUGAACCAGCCUUCCUUAUAGUAGGCCUAAGGGAGGGCUUGGGUUUUGAACAUAUGAAACCGAAAACAAGCACUUAUUACAGGUUACAGAUAACUUUUAAAUAGGAGCGUCACCGGUAUUCACCGCGGUUCUCAUCUCUCGUUUCAUGAUGGGCAUUGAUACAUAGCCUACAUUAUGGCGGGGGUUUUACACAAGUCCAAAACGGGACCUACAUGUCUAAAAUAAUGUGGGCCUGCCUACAAUGAAUAGAUAAAAAGGGAAUGUCAGCUCACUGUUUUACUCAUCUCAAACUUGAUAUUUUAAUAAAGCUUUGGUGAUUAAGAUUUAUUUCCAAGCGGUCUCAGGAGCCAAACCUUUUAUCGACAGUCUUGACUACUUCGGAUUUCAUUGGGCAGACAAAAAAAGUCUUAAUUGAGAGGAGGGGAGGCUAUGCUUGGUAAAAAAAAAUAAAAAAAAUAAACGAAAUGGGAAAAAACAUUCGUUUUUUAUGUUUCUAAAUACGAAGUACAUAGGCACCAAAAGCACAUUGGGCUACUCUUGUUCCAUGCGCAAAUGCGUCACGGCUGGAUAGGCUGCGUUUCCGCUGUCAAAAUUCAUGCCAUAACCAACUGCUAAAAUCAGCUUUUGGUUGGUCUUAAAUAUCCCCGUCAGCGCUGCCUGAAAUUAGGACUUUUGAUCAUGUUUUUAAGGACACUCCUCAAAUAGUUCCACCCCGCCCAUCUGAGUGCAAGAGAGCUGAUAUAAGACAGGUAAAUUGCCGAGCCUGGCGUUAGGGCUGGAAAAUGGCAGUGCGCCAGUUUUUACAUGACAAAUUUGCAAACUAACAUGCGUUUGCCGCUAGUGCCAGCCGAAAAUAGAGCCCCAUAUAUCUCUUAUAAUAUACAGUAUCAAAUGCAGUAGGGGUUAUUAAGGUGAAUUGGAUGGUUAAUUGAAGGAAAUCCGUCAUCAUAAUCAGGUCUGUGAGUUGAUAUGGUCAGUAGUGGUGGUGCAAUGCUUUUAUCCUUGUUGGUGCUGAAAGCAAUGCCCAGCAAAGAGUCACAGAGACCUUAUCCAUUCACUACAUAUUCAAAGAGCAAAAACAAAGAACGAAAAAUGAUACAAAUCUAUUUGGAGCUACUGCUUCACAAUAGAAGCUUUCAGGGCAAGUUUUAUUAUUAUCGGAGCAAUUUGUCUUGCAGCUGCUGCAAAAUCACCUACGGAUCUGCCUGUACAUAUGAAUCAGAACUUAAUGUUUAAUAUUUAUUAAAGUUCAAGUGCCUGUGGUAUUUUGCUUAUCAGGUGAUGCAUGAUAUUCCUGUUCUAAUGUCUACAAUGAGUCUCUCUCUCGCUGUCUCGUCUAAUCACUGACCACUAGAGGGAAGCAGAGUAGCAGUGUACAAAACAUUAGGAACACCUGCUCUUUCCAUUUUACAAUUUAGUCAUUUAGCAGACGCUCUUAUCCAGAGCAACUUACAGUUAGUGAGUGCACACAUUUACAUACUGGCCCCCCGUGGGAAACGAACCCACAACCCUGGCGUUGCAAGCACCAUGCUCUACCAACUGAGCUACAGGGGACUACAGACUGACCAGGUAAAUCCAGGCGAAAGCUAUGAUCCCUUAUUGAUGUCACUUGUUAAAUCCACUUCAAUCAGUGUAGACGAAGGGGAGGACAGGUUAAAUAAGGAUUUUUAAGCCUUGAGACAAUUGAGAAAUGGAUUGUAUAUGUGUGCCAUUCAGAGAGCGAAUGGGAAAGACAAAAGAUUUAAGUGCCUUUGAACGGGUAUGGUAGUAGGUGCCAGGCACACCAGUUUGUGUCGAGAACUUCAAUUCUGCUGGGUUUUCCAUGCUCAAUAGUUUCCCAGGUGUAUCAAGAAUGGUUCACAACCCAAAGGACAUCCAGCCAACUUGACACAACUGUGGGAAGCAUUGGAGUCAACAUGGAACAGCAUCCCUGUGGAACGCUUUCGAACACCUUGUAGAGUCCAUGCCUCAACGAAUUGAGGCUGUUCUGAGGGCAAAAUGGGGUGCAACUCAAUAUUAGGAAAGUGUUCCUAAUGUUUUGUCCACUCAGUGCAUGUCCAUGUACUGGCUUCUUCACCUCUCUAUCUACUUCUCUGUCUACCUGUGCUGUGUUAUGCUGUUACAUUAACAUAUUGCUCUAAAUAAUAUGUAUUAAUAGGAGAUGGCAUAGCUCUUACACUGACAUUGCUUUUAAUAACAAAACAUGCCUUUCUUGUGCUCCAUAAACCCUUCGUAGAAACACAAGUGCGCUGAACUCCCAUGUAGGGCUUCAGAUGGCCUCGACCACACACACACACACCACGCAUGCAUGCGCACAUACACACACACAUGCACACACACCUUCCUCACCUUGAUGCUGGCGACACAGAGGACACAUAAAUUGAGCUCCUUUUAUCUCUCUCUCUGACAUAGUCGCAGCGCUUUGUCUCAUAGUAACCUCCUCCCUGUUCAUGAGUUCCUCUCUCUCUCUCUCUUGAACUAAUCACAUUUCCACGGGUUCCUUUAGCUAGCCUCUGGUUGAGCUUGUAAUCUUAACUGACCCAUCAUACAGCCGUGGACUGUGGCGACAGUCCUAACAUAAGGGGAAGUUAACCAUAGUAUUGACCUCUGUUCUCUCCAACAUGUUUGUGUCCUUGGUGUACCUCAAGGCAAUACGUUUGUGUGUGUAUGUGUGUGAGAGAGAAUACUGUGUUGUAUCCUUGUAUAUAGGUCAUGGAUAUGUGAGUCAGUAUGUAGUGUGACAGGCAUCACAUUAACCACUGUGUUUCCCAUCACUAUGACAUUAUCCCAUCACACAUGAAGAACAACAGCUAUGAAAGGGUUGGAGACAAAGGGGAGAGCCUUGAUGACUUGGCCUGUGAAACAUGGCUAUUUAUAAUGUGUGAUUUAGCAUGUGUGAUAUGUCCAUUGCAUUUCCAUUCAGAAUGUAACCUUGUAGCCUCGGUGGUAAGACAAGUGGGCUACUCUACAGAAUGAGUAGAUCUAAUGUAGUCUGAUGUGAGUGGAUGUUCAAAAUUGUAUUGUUAACACACACACACACACACACACACACACACACACAAAUAGAGAGUUGAUUUCAUGUUAGUGAAUUAAGUGUCCCUAAAUCUGCAGCAGUGGUUCCUCUAAUCUCUCUCACCCUGAUCUUAUCAGCACGGGCACAGAACAACAAGAACAGAACAAGAACAUAGAUAUUAGAUUAGUACAUUUCUGCUGUAGAAGAAUGUUCUUUAGCCUUUCUCAGAAUUCAAUAAGAAACACGGGUCGGUGAGGAGGUAAUUCACAGUAAUGGUUUACAUUGUGUCCCAUUCUUGUUGAGCGUCCACUUAUCAAUCCAGAUCAAAUGUUUGUUACAGACCAAGAACAGGUUGUUCUUAGCCAGAUGUGCUGUUCUUCUGUUUGUUGUUUUAAGAUUUUCUUUUAACAUUUAAAGCUAGAGUCCCUAACUGAAACAAGAACAAAGUGGUCACCCUCACCUCUGUUUUGGUCAAAAGCUGAGGAAAGGGCCUGGAGAAAUGUAACCACUCUCAAAUGCAUAGACACACACUACUUUUACAUUUUUGUCAUUUAGCAGAUGCUCUUAUCCAGAGCGACUUACAGUUAGCGAGUGCAUACAUUAGUUUUUUUAUUUUUCAUACUGGCCCCCCGUGGGAAUCGAACCCACAACCCUGGUGUUGCAAACGCCAUGCUCUACCAACUGAGCUACAUCCCUGCCAGGCAUUCCCUCCCCUACCCUGGACGACGCUGGGCCAAUUGUACAACGCCCCAUGGGUCUCCCGGUCGCGGCUGGCUAUGACAGAGCCUGGAUUCGAACCAGGAUCUCUAGUGGCACAGCUAGCAGUGUGAUGCAGUGCCUUAGACCACUGCGCCACUUGACCAAAAGUAUGUGGACACCUGCUCGUCGAAUAUCUCAUUCCAAAAUCAUUGUCAUUAAUAUGGAGUUGGUCCGCCCUUUGCUGCUAUAACAGCCUCCACUCUUCUGGGAAGGCUUUCCACUAGAUGUUGGAACAUUGCUGCGGGGACUUGCUUCCAUUCAGCCAAAAGAGCAUUAGUGAGUUCAGGCACUGAUGUUGGGCGAUUAGGCCUGGCUCGUAGUCGGCGUUCCCGGUUCAUCCCAAAGGUGUUUGAUGGGGUUGAGGUCAGGGCUCUGUGCAGGCCAGUUCUUCCACACCGAUCUCAACAAACCAUUUCUGUAUGGACCUUGCUUUGUGCACGGGGGCAUUGUCAUGCUGAAACGGGAAAGGGCCUUCCCCAAACGGUUGCCACAAAGUUGGAAGCACAGAAUCGUCUAGAAUGUCACUGUAUGCUGUAGCAUUAAUAUUUCCCUUCACUGGAACUAAGGGGCCUAGCCCGAACCAUGAAAACAGCCCCAGACCAUUAUUCCUACUCCACCAAACUUUACAGUUGGCACUAUGCAUUGGGGCAGGUAGCGUUCUCCUGGCAUCUGCCAAACCCAGAUUAGUCCGUCGGACUGGCAGAUGGUGAAGUGUGAUUCAUCACUCCAGUGAACGCGUUUCCACUGCUCCAGAGUCCAGUGGCGGCAAGUUUUACACCACUCCAGCCGACGCUUGGCAUUGUGCAUGGGGAUCUUAGGCUUGUGUUCGGCUACUCGGCUAUGGAAACCCAUUUCAUGAAGCUCCAGACUAUGAGUUCCUGUGCUGGCGUUGCUUCCAGAGGUAGUUUGUUUACAUUUACAUUGUUUACAAACAUUGGAGUAAAACAAGCUUAUAUUUUGGGUUCUGAUGGAGCACGACAGUCGAACUAAGCUCAUGAGGCAUUUAUUAGUUACGCUAUACAGUCGUGGUCAAAAGUUUUGAGAAUGACACAAAUACUAAUUUUCACAAAGUCUGCUGCCUCAGUUUUGAUGAUCAGUGAUCAGAUGAAGUCCCUCUUUGCCAUGAAAAUGAACUUAAUCCCCAAAAAAACAUUUCCACUGCAUUUCAGCCCUGCCACAAAAGGACCAGCUGCCAUCAUGUCAGUGAUUCUCUCGUUAUCACAGGUGAGAGUGUUGACGAGUACAAGGCUGGAGAUCACUCUGUCAUGCUGAUUGAGUUAGAAUAACAGACUGGAAGCUUUAAAAGGAGGGUGGUGCUUGAAAUCAUUGUUCUUCCUCUGUUAACCAUGGUUACCUGCAAGGAAACACGUGCCAUCUUCAUUGCUUUGCACAGAAAGGGCUUCACAGGCAAGGAUAUUGCUGCUAGUAAGAUUGCACCUAAAUCAACCAUUUAUCGGAUCAUCAAGAACUUAAAGGAGAGAGGUUCAAUUAUUGUGAAGAAGGCGUCAGGGCGCCCAAGAAAGUCCAGCAAGCGCCAGGACCGUCUCCUAAAGUUGAUUCAGCUGCGGGAUCAGAGCACCACCAGUGCAGAGCUUGCUCAGGAAUGGCAGCAGGCAGGUGUGAGUGCAUCUGCACGCACAGUGAGGCGAAGACUUUUGGAGGAUGGCCUGGUGUCAAGAAGGGCAGCAAAGAAGCCACUUCUCUCCAGGAAAAACAUCAGGGACAGACUGAUAUUCUGCAAAAGGUACAGGGAUUGGACAGCUGAUGACUGGGGUAAAGUCAUUUUCUCGGAUGAAUCACCUUUCCGAUUGUUUGGGGCAUCCGGAAAACACCUUGUCCGGAGAAGACAAGGUGAGCGCUACCAUCAGUCCUGUGUAAUGCCAACAGUAAAGCAUCCUGAGACCAUUCAUGUGUGGGGUUGCUUCUCAGCCAAGGGAGUGGGCUCACUCACCAUUUUGCCUAAGAACACAGUCAUGAAUAAAGAAUGGUACCAACACAUCCUCCGAGAGCAACUUCUCCCAACCAUCCAAGAACAGGUUGGUGACGACCAAUGCCUUUUCCAGCAUGAUGGAGCACCUUGCCAUAAGGCAAAAGUUAUAACUAAGUGGCUUGGGGAACAAAACAUCAACAUUUUGGGUCCAUGGCCAGGAAACUCCCCAGACCUUAAUCCCAUUGAGAACUUGUGGUCGAUCUUCAAGAGGCGGGUGGACAAACAAAACCCACAAAUUCUGACAAACUCCAAGUAUUGAUUAUGCAAGAAUGGGCUGCCAUCAGUCAGGAUGUGGCCCAGAAGUUAAUUGACAGCAUGCCAGGGUGGAUUGCAGAGGUCUUGAAAAAGAAGGGUAUAUAUUGACUCUUUGCAUAAACUUAAUGUAAUUGUCAAUAAAAGCCUUUGACACUUAUGGAAUAAUAAUAUGCCGUUUAGCAGACACUUUUAUCCAAAGCGACUUAGUCAUGUGUGCAUACAUUUUUACGUAUGGGUGGUCCCGGGGAUCGAACCCACUACCCUGGCGUUACAAGCGCCAUGCUCUACCAAUUGAGCUACAGAGGACCACUUGUAUGCUUGUAAUUAUACUUCAGUAUACCAUAGUAACAUCUGACAAAAAUAUCUCAUAACACUGAAGCAGCGAACUUUGUGAAGACCAAUACUUGUGUCAUUCUCAAAACCUUUGACCACAAAUGUAUAUACAAAAGUGUGUGGACACAGAACAUUUUAAUUGAAUUUAGCUGAAUAAAAUAUGAAUUAUAUUUUUCCCAUUCCGGAGCUAGAGCACAUAGGAAGUGGCUAAAUUGAGUGUAAAAAGUAUUAUUAUACGGUAGAUUUAGAGUUAUUUGGCAACUUAAGUUGUGAAUGAUACAAACCUUAGAAUUUCCUUGGAAAUCAAAAGAUACUGUAUAUGAGCAGCAUUAUGUGGCUAUACGCUAUUGAUGAUUUGAGAAAGUUGCCUCAGGCUGCACAGCUGUUCUCUCAUCAAGUGAUCAUGUUUUCACCCAUCAGACUAUUCUCAAUUGAAUCUUGUGUUUACUAAUAUGUAAAAUUUAUUUUCGAUAUAGAAUGGCCCAUUAUCAAAUGGGCAGGAACAGGGUCAGGGGAAGAAAAUACACCCUUAUGCACUCGAAUAGCGUAUGGAGGCCACGCGCUUUCCUGCUGGGUGGUUUUUCAAUGAUGCUGGGUAGGCUACUUCGGUUUUAUAGCAGAGCAUGUCCUUAAUAUGAGCAGCUGAGAAGUAAAUAUAAGAACACUUAUUUCACUCCACGCAUCAUCCACUGUUUGAGGAGCAUGCUCUCACUGCCUGACAGGUGAUAUUCCGCCCCAAACUCUGUAUGCCUUGGGCUCUCCAACCAUGUUCCUGCAGCUACCCAGUGCUUAAUUUGGGAAACCAAGUGAAAUCUGUUCGAAACAUUGAUAGUAACAUGUUUUUGCAAUGACAUAUUUCACUAAACUGUGGACAGCCCCUCUGCAUGCUCAAGAAAGGAAUAAAGGAGAGAGAGGAGGAGAUUGGAAAACGCAUGGUGGUGAGAUAUUCUGUAUAGCUAAAGGUAAUGUGUCACCCGAUUAAUUAAGAAAAUAUAAAAAAAUCCCUAUUACUAGGCUAUUCAAAAUGAAAUACAAAUGCACUAUAAUUGUAGGCUAACUGUAAGCCGCCCUGCACAAUCAAUGAACCAACAGCAUUGCCUAGGGCUAUACGUUUUCUCCCAGACUCAUGGAUAUAAAUUUUUGAGAGUAGCAGAAGGUAACCAGUCCAUCCAGUAUACAUAAUAAUACAGUCCACAGUCAAAGGCCAUUACUCAAAUGUCUUUAAUUUUGGAGUAUAUGCUAGACCAAUUAUGCACCAAAGACAUCUUAAAUCAGUUUUUUGGGGGUGUUUUUCUGCCAUGUGUAAUAUGCAGUAGGCUAUGUAUUGUAUAACAGCACAAUCAUAAUUUGAAAUCAGUUGUUUUGGGGGGGGCUCAUAUAUAGACCUAUGCAUAUGCAUAAGCUCUAAUAUGCGAAUGGAUGUUUUGAAUUAAUCAUCCCCUUAGAAAGGCUGUCCUGGCCAUUAGGACCUGAUGGUCGUUAGCAAGUUGGCUACUACCAACGCAUGUCCAGAGUGCAUAAGAGAAGAUCACCAUGCCUCAACGGUCAUGUGGAAUUUUACUGACUCAUGAAUGCCGGUGUGGCGGUAAUACGGUCACCGUAACAGCCCUACUCACCAGACAUGUCACCCAUUGAGCACGUUUGGUAUGCUCUGGAUCGACGUGUAUGACAGUGUGUUCCAUUUCCUGCCUCAUAUCCAGCAAAUUCGCACAGCCAUUGAAGAGGAGUGGGACAACAUUCCCACAGGCCAUAAUCAACAGCCUGAUCAACUCUAUGUGAAGGAGAUGUGUUGUGCUGCAUGAGGCAAAUGGUGGUCACACCAGAUACUGACUGGUUUUCUAAUCCACGCCCCUAUCUUUUUUUUAAGGUAUCUGUGUCCAACAGAUGCAUAUCUGUAUUCCCAGUCAUGUGAAAUCCAUAGAUUAGGGCCUAAUGAAUUUAUUUCAAUUGACCGAUUUCCUUAUAUGAACUGUAAGUCAGUAAAAUCUUUAAAUUGUUGAAUGUUGCGUUUAUAUUUUUGUUCAGUGUAGCAACUAAGGAUUCUAGCAUUAACUGGUAAUUUCAUAUUUGUUUAUCAUUUGUUGGUGCUUUGACCUUUCCAAAUAAUCACAGUGACAUCUCUCCUCAAUGUAGGAGCAUUAGCCACAGGAAGACUGAAAGACGCCUAUUGUUGUUUCUGUGCAAUUUAUAACUCUGGAAGACGUAAGAGAUGUGGCUAUUUAGGAUACUAGCUGGUCAUUAGUUCAAACUGAUACACAUAAGGAUGUUUGUUUCCCUCCCAAAAACAGAGUCCAGUUCCAUGAAACACAACGAGGUUGGUUAUAUCACAGUUUCAUAGAAAAGCCAUUUGGUAAGUGGCAUCCUGCUGGUAGACAUCAAUGGCUCACCACACGUCUGUCACACACAAUGCCGCAGACAACAGGUUGACUCCUCUGUCUCCUCUCCUCUCUCCCCUCUCGCUCUCCUCUUUCCAAAUUAAUUGAUCUUCUAUUCUCAGGAGGGGGGGAUAUAUUUGGUUAUUUUAAAGCCCAUUUAUGUGUGACAAUUUUCACUUUGACUUCAAUAUUGUUUCUCAGCCUGUCAAACAUAACAGAGAGUUUGUGAUGUCAUGUUGCAGCAUUCCUAUGAAUUCAUUUUUUCCUGUUCUUUAUGAAUGAAUGUCUGUUCCGUAUUGAUCUUGGAGCAUAUAUGGGAUCAUAUUGUUGUUGAGAACCAUCAGUAUUGUUACCUUUGAGUCAGGCUGUAUCCUCUGUGCUACCUCCUGUUCAUCAGGGCUAGAUUAAGUCAUGCUGGUCACGCUGUACUGACAGCAUGCAACAUUUUUAUUUAUAGCCAUAUCCUUCUCUAACCACUGCCUGUGUGGGGUGUGUGUGUGUGUGUGUGUGGUGUGUGUAAAUCUUCUAUGAAUCAGAGUAGCAUUUAGAGUGAGGUACUCGCUAGCUGCUCUCUCUUAUGACUACUCACAUUAGAGAGUCUAAAAAAGAAAGGGAUCUUUCUAUAGAUGGGAUGUAAAGACUGAGUAUAAGUCAUCUCUUCAUAUGCACACACACACACACACACACACACACACACACACACACACACAAAGUGUUUCUCUGCCUAAGGGUGAGGCUGCACCACCACCAAUAAUUUCCUAUGACAUCCAGAACCCCCCAGCCACUGCUGUUCUCAACCCAAACACACACCAACACUCUCUGCCCUGUUCCCAUUUCACACUGUUCUCAAUCCAAACACACACCAACACUCUCUGCCCUGUUCCCAUUUCACACUGUUCUCAACCCAAUCACACACCAACACUCUCUGCCCUGUUCCCAUUUCACACUGUUCUCAACCCAAUCACACACCAACACUCUCUGCCCUGUUCCCAUUUCACACUGUUCUCAACCCAAUCACACACCAACACUCUCUGCCCUGUUCCCAUUUCACACUAUUCUCAACCCAAACACACACCAACACUCUCUGCCCUGUUCCCAUUUCACACUAUUCUCAACCCAAUCACACACCAACACUCUCUGCCCUGUUCCCAUUUCACACUGUUCUCAACUCAUAACUUAUGAACCUCUCUCUAAGGGCAAAAAAGGCAUGUGGCAUUUGUUGUCCUAACUGGAAUUAAUGGAUAUGAAUGAAUGGAAAAGUACAAAUCCUCAAAGAACACUGUCUGCACUGACAAGGUACUCAUUCUCUCUCUCCCUCCCCUCUGUGUGUGGAGGUCAAAUCAAAUCAAAUGUUAUUGGUCGCGUACACAUAUUUAGCAGAUUUUAUUACAAGUGCAGCAAAAUGCUUAAGUUUCUAGCUCCAAUAGCGCAGUAAUAACUAGCAAUACAAAACAAUACACACAAAUCCAACACAUAAAAAUAACGAAAUUAAGAAAUAUCAAAAAAGAUCAACGUCAAAAUCUAGAAUAUAAAUAUACACUGAGUGUACAAAACAUUAAGAACACUUUCCUAAUAUUGAGUUGCACCCUCUUUUGCCCUCAGAAUUGCCUUAAUUCGUUGGGGCAUGGACUCUACAAGGUGCCUAAAGCGUUCCACAGGGACGCUGGCCCAUGUUGACUCCAAUGCGUCCCACAUUUGUGUCAAGUUGGCUGGAUGUCCUUUGGGUGGUGGACCAUUUUUGAUACACACGGGAAACUGUUGAGCGUGAAAAACCCAGCAGCGUUACAGUUCUUGACACACUCAAACUGGUGCGCUUGGCAGCUACUACCAUACCCUGUUCAAAGGCACUUAAAUCCUUUGUCUUCCCCAUUCAUCUUCUGAAUGGCACACAUACACAAUCCAUGUCUCAAUUGUCUCAAGGCUUCUUUAACAUGUCCCCUCCCCUUCAUCUACACUGAUUGAAGUGGAUUUAACAGGUGACAUCAAUAAGUUAUCACAGCUUUAACCUGGAUUCACCUGUUCAGUCUGUCACUGAAAGAGCAGGUGAGCCUAAUGUUUUGUACACUCAGUAUAUAUGUAUAUAAUGGUGUGUAUAGACAGUAUUUACAGUAUAUGAAUUGAAAAGGUGUGUACAGCAGUAGUUAUAUAAGAUGAGCCUUAACUAGAAUACAGUAUAUACAUAUGAAGUGGGUAAAACAGUAUGCAAACAUAAUUAAAGUGACCAUUGUUCAAUGACUAUGACAUAGGGCAGCAGUCUCUAAGGUAGCCGGCUAGUAAAAGUGACUAAAUUCAGGGCAGGGUACUGGGCGGAGGCCGGCUAGUGGUGGCUAUUUAACAGUCUGAUGGCCUGGAGAUAGAAGCUGUUUUUCAGUCUCUCGGUCCCAGCUUUGAGUAACCCCUUGAUGACAUUGCCUUCUUGCCCUCUGUUGCCUAAUCUCUCCAAGAAACAGAUUUCCUUGAAACCCAGUGAUGUCUGCCCAUCAGCAUGGCUGAAUUUGAGAGAAUAUUUUGGCAUUUGUAAUCUCUACGCGAUCGGUGUCCCGUAUACGGGACAGUUGAGCUAACGUGCCCUAAUGUGAUUAGCAUGACUGUUGUAAGUAACAGCAAACUUUCCAGGACAUAGACAUGUCUUAUAUGAGCAGAAAGCUUACAUUGUUGUUAAUCUAACUGCACUGUCCAAUUUAUAGUAGCUAUUACAGUGAAAAGAUACCAUGCUAUUGUUUGAGGAGAGUGCACAACAACGAAAAACGUAUCACGGCAACUAGUUUGAUACAUUCACCUCUGAAGGUAAAUAAUGUACUUACAUUCAGUAAUCUUGCUCUGAUUUGUCAUCCUAAGGGUCCCAGAGAUAAAAUGUAGCAUAGUUUUAUUUUAUAAAAUCCAUUUUUAUAUUCAAAUGUAGGAACUGGUUUCUACAGUUUGAACCCCUGCUGUCUCUGGCUCCACACCCACCCCGCCCGGCCAUCUAGAUGUGUGAAAGUUAGUGUAUAAACUAAUGAUCCAUCAUGUUAGUUUAUAAGCUAAUGAUCCAUUAUGUAUGACAUUCCUGGGAGUGUGUAAACUUACAUUUUAUAUUACCAUAUCAUUUUUGUAUGUUCUCUAUAGUUAUGUACUUGAAAAUGUAUCAAUUGACCAAUUCAGCACAUUAGGGCAGACUUGGUACAAAAAAGUCCAGUAUUGCAACGCUUCACUGGAUGAAUCUGAAACUUUGCACACACACUGCUGCCAUCUAGUGGCUAAGAUCUAAAUUGCGCCUAAACUGCAAUAUUAUAUUGUGGCCUUUCUCUUGCAUUUAAAAGAUGAUGGAACAAAAAAUAAAAAAUAAAUUUUUUUUGUAUUAUCUUUGAGAAGAUCUAAUAUGUUAUAUUCUCCUACAUUAAUUUCACAUUCCCACAAACUUCAAAGUGUUUCCUUUCAAAUGGUAUCAAGAAUAUGUAUAUCCUUGCUUCAGGUCCUGAGCUACAGGCAAUUUUAGGCGAAAAUUGAAAAAAAGGUACGAUCCUUAAGAGGUUAAACAAAUUUCCUGCAAUUCUACACAUUUCUCCAUGGAGCUGAGAGAAAUGUUUGCAGUUUUAAAGCAUACAGUGGGGGAAAAAAGUAUUUAUUCAGCCACCAAUUGUGCAAGUUCUCCCACUUAAAAAGAUGAGAGAGGCCUGUAAUUUUCAUCAUAGGUACACGUCAACUAUGACGGACAAAAUGAGGAAAAAAAAUCCAGAAAAUCACAUUGUAGGAUUUUUUAUGAAUUUAUUUGCAAAUUAUGGUGGAAAAUAAGUUUCUCAAUACUUUGUUAUAUACCCUUUGUUGGCAAUGACACAGGUCAAACGUUUUCUGUAAGUCUUCACAAGGUUUUCACACACUGUUGCUGGUAUUUUGGCCCAUUCCUCCAUGCAGAUCUCCUCUAGAGCAGUGAUGUUUUGGGGCUGUCGCUGGGCAACACGGACUUUCAACUCCCUCCAAAGAUUUUCUAUGGGGUUGAGAUCUGGAGACUGGCUAGGCCACUCCAGGACCUUGAAAUGCUUCUUACGAAGCCACUCCUUCGUUGCCCGGGCGGUGUGUUUGGGAUCAUUGUCAUGCUGAAAGACCCAGCCACGUUUCAUCUUCAAUGCCCUUGCUGAUGGAAGGAGGUUUUCACUCAAAAUCUCACAAUACAUUACCCCAUUCAUUCUAUCCUUUACACGGAUCAGUCGUCCUGGUCCCUUUGCAGAAAAACAGCCGUAAAGCAUGAUGUUUCCACCCCCAUGCUUCACAGUAGGUAUGGUGUUCUUUGGAUGCAACUCAGCAUUCUUUGUCCUCCAAACACGACGAGUUGAGUUUUUACCAAAAAGUUAUAUUUUGGUUUCAUCUGACCAUAUGACAUUCUCCCAAUCCUCUUCUGGAUCAUCCAAAUGCACUCUAGCAAACAUCAGACGGGCCUGGAUAUGUACUGGCUUAAGCAGGGGGACACGUCUGGCACUCCAGGAUUCGAGUCCCUGGCGGCGUAGUGUGUUACUGUGGUCCUCUGUAGCUCAGCUGGUAGAGCACGGCGCUUGUAACGCCAAGGUAGUGGGUUCGAUCCCCGGGACCACCCAUACACAAAAAAUGUAUGCACGCAUGACUGUAAGUCGCUUUGGAUAAAAGCGUCUGCUAAAUGGCAUAUUAUUAUUAUUAUUAUUAUUACUGAUGGUAGGCUUUGUUACUUUGGUCCCAGCUCUCUGCAGGUCAUUCACUAGGUCCCCCCGUGUGGUUCUGGGAUUUUUGCUCACCGUUCUUGUGAUCAUUUUGACCCCACGGGGUGAGAUCUUGCGUGGAGCCCCAGAUCGAGGGAGAUUAUCAGUGGUCUUGUAUGUCUUCCAUUUCCUAAUAAUUGCUCCCACAGUUGAUUUCUUCAAACCAAGCUGCUUACCUAUUGCAGAUUCAGUCUUCCCAGCCUGGUGCAGGUCUACAAUUUUGUUUCUGGUGUCCUUUGACAGCUCUUUGGUCUUGGCCAUAGUGGAGUUUGGAGUGUGACUGUUUGAGGUUGUGGACAGGUGUCUUUUAUACUGAUAACAAGUUCAAACAGGUGCCAUGAAUACAGUUAACGAGUGGAGGACAGAGGAGCCUCUUAAAGAAGAAGUUACAGGUCUGUGAGAGCCAGAAAUCUUGCUUGUUUGUAGGUGACCAAAUACUUAUUUUCCACCAUAAUUUGCAAAUAAAUUCAUAAAAAAUCCUACAAUGUGAUUUUCUGGAGAAUUUGUUUCUAAUUUUGUCUGUCAUAGUUUGACGUGUACCUAUGAUGAAAAUUACAGGCCUCUCUCAUCUUUUUAAGUGGGAGAACUUGCACAAUUGGUGGCUGACUAAAUACUUUUUUCCCCCACUGUAUUUCCUGCAAUUCUACACAUUUUGCCAUGGAGCUGAGAGAACAUGCAGUUCUGUACAUUUUCCCAUGGCUAAUGCUGUGUUCUUACGCUCAAACAUAACAAAAUCUAUACUGCUAAAUUAAUUGUUUUGGGAAUUUUCAAUUCUCCCUGACUGUCUAGCUUUUACUUGGGUGAUUGUUAGUUCUCAAAGAUUGUAUUAUAUAACUGUAUAGGUCCAUGAUCUUUUCUACAUACUUUAUAUCUGGUUUUAGUCGUUAAGUUUUUUUGCACUGUUUGGACAGGCGACCCCCCAAAAAAGUUUAGUCAGCCCCUUUAACGGCAGACAAAUCCCUAGGAUACACGUACACAGAGUGACCUGGGUAGACUUGGCUUCUGAAGAGUCCACUGUACAGAGUUCAUAUACUGUCAAUAAUAGUUAAUGUUCAGAAGAGGGUGUAAUAGGUUAAAGUAGUACCUCUGACUAUUCAAAGCCGAUUCAAAACUCUUCAACAGCUCCUUGACGGUACUGGCUGAUCAGGGUAAAUAUUCCUUACACGCAAUGACUACAUCAAGCUUGUGACUCUACAAACUCGUUGGAUGAAUUUGCAGUUUGUUUUGGAUGUGUUUUGGGUUCUGUUUUGCCCAAUAGUAACUGAAUGAUGACUUGAGUAAUUGUGAGUAGAUAAGAUGUUUAUGAACACUUCUAAAUUAAUCCUGAUAAUGCCAUGAUUAAGAAAAAUCCUGAAUAAAUCCUGAAUAAUGAUGAGUUAGAUGCCGUUCAGAGGCUACAGCAAAACAUGUUUUGAGAGUAUGAUCUAUGUGCCUCUGUAACUUUCUCACUCAUCAUAAUUCACGAUUCAUUCAUGAUUAUCCCAUAAAUAUGGUAGCAUCCACAUUAAUGUAGAAGUAUUCAGAAACAUAUUAUAUUCUUACUUACAAUAAAAGUGACUCCAAAAAUGGCACAAUACAUUAUUCACCAUUCAGUUCCUUCCUAUUGGGAAAAUCACAACCAAAACAAACCACAAAUGCAUCCAACAAAUUUGUAGAGUCACAAGAUUGAUGUAGUCAUUGCAUGCUGUCAAGGUUGAGCGUAGAUGUGGUGUGGAAUCAAGCGCAGGACACACAGAGGCUUCGUACUAACGUCUUUAGUGAAGACAACAAAAGAACAAGCCAACACGGCUAAAUACAACCCGGCAGGCAAGCGAACUUUACGCACACCGGUAAUAGUACAAAACAAAAGGCGCACACUGUGCGGAACUCUCUUCAAAACAAUACCGAGAGAUAAAUGAACUAGCAUCCCAAGUUGACAAAGAACAAUUACACACAACACAUGACAAAACCCAAGAGAACUUAUAGGACACAUAAUUAACACUAACAAGGAACAGGUGUAACAAAACAGACCAAACCAAACAAACAUCGAAACAUAGAACGGUGGCAGCUAGUACUCCGGAGACGACGACCGCCGAAGCCUGCCCGAACAAGGAGAAGGAGCAGCCUUGGCCAAAACCGUGACACAUGCAAGGAAUAUGGGACUACUAAACUUUUGACUACUUUAAUAUACUAUAAGUGAAUUUGUCCAAAUACUUAUGACUUCAAAUGGGGGGACUAGAUACAUGUAGCGCUUUCAUUUCUAAAUGGUAAAACAGAUGUGUAUGAAAAUACCCUCAAAUAAAAGGUGACAUUCUGUACUGUCGCCUCAUAUGAAACAUCUCAAAUCCUGGAGCAUAGAGCAGAAUUAAAAUAUUUAGCUUCACUGUCCAAAUACAUAUGGAGGGUGUGUGUGUGUGUGUGUGUGUGUGUGUACACACACCCUCCAUAUGUAUUUGGACAGUGAAGCUAAAUCUUUUAAUUCUGCUCUAUGCUCCAGGAUACAUAUGGAGGGUGUGUGUACGUACACACACACACGCACGCACGCACCACCACGCACCACGCACCACGCACGCACCACACACGCACGCACGCACGCACACACGCACCACACACACACACACACACACACACACACACACACACACACACACACACACACACACACACACACACACACACACACACACACACACACACACACACACACACACACACACACACACAUCAUAAGGCCACCUGGAGACAUUAUGGCAUCAGUAAUAUUAUCAGAGAUACUGAGGCUACAUUCUACCACUUUAUAGGGGUUCUAUGUCUAAGCAGGACACUUUUUAUCAGAGAAACAUUGGUGUAGUAUACCAGCUUUAUUUUGUACCUGAGCUAAUUACAGCCUGGUAAUAAACAGGGCUAGAUUGAGAAAUGUUCUGUUACCACAACUCUCUCAACCUGCCCCCACUUUUACCUCUGUUCUCUUUAUAAAAAAUAAAAUAAUAUAUAUAUAUAUAAUCUCAAUCUCUUCAUCCCUACCCCUCUCUUUCUGUUUCCUUUCAUCAACAAAAUCAUCCAAUGACAGUGCUCAGGGAUAGGAAACGGAUGGUGAUGCUAUAUUUAGAAUCAGGGAAGGGCAGACUGAGGGAGAGAGAGAGGGAGGAGAUAAAUCUGCAGUCUACUGCUACCUCAGGACAGACACAGUCAGAGACAGUUAGAGCCACAGAGCACGCUCAGAGACCAGCAUCGCUACUUCUCUUUUUUUAAAGCUACGCAGCCAGAUCUUAUCUGCACAGAUGUUCAUUCACACAUUCUCCUGAAGAGUUAACGAGAGAACCCUGUUACAGACACGCUACAGGAGCAGAGAAAAGACUUGGAUAUACACUACACCUUUUAUUACAGGUGAGUCUGCCAAGCAGUUGUGCCAAAGUCCAUUAAACCUACAGGUGUAACUACUGUAUUAGGUUAUACACAGGAUGCUAAUAUACAGGUAACUACCAAAAUAAGGGAAACACUUGAGUAAAUGAGAGUUCUGGCAGCUCUGGUAGCUUAGUGGUUAAGAGUGUUGUGCCAGUAACCGAAAGGUCGCUGGUUCUAAUCCCCAAGCCGACUAGGUGAAAAAUCUGUCGAUGUGCCCUUGAGCAAGGCACUUAACCCUAAUUGCUCCUGUAAGUCGCUCUGGAUAAGAGCGUCUGCUAAAUGACUAAUUAUUAUUAUAAUUAUUAUUUUCUUGCCAUGGUUUAGGUUCACUCAACCCCUUAGAGGACAAGGUAAACACCAAUAAAUACACAGCCAUUCUGAGUGAUCACCUUCAACCUAUGGUGAAGCACUUCUAUCCUGAUGGGAGUGGAUGACAAUGCCCCCAUCCACAGGGCACGAGUUGUCACUGAAUGGUUUGAAGAGCAUGAAAACGAUGUAAACCAGAUGCUAUGGCCGUCUCAGUCACCAAUUGAACACUUAAGGGAGAUUCUGGAGCGGCGCCUGAGACAGCGUUUUCCACCACCAUCAACAAGACACCAAAUUAUGGAAUUUGUCAUAGAAGAAUGGUGUUGUAUCCCUCCAAUAGAGUUCCAGACACUUGUAGAAUCUAUGCCAAGCUGCAAAGAAGGUGCUCUGGCAGUUCAUGGGGGCCCAACGCCCUAUUAAGACACUUAAUGUUGGUGUUUCCUUUAUUUAGGCAAUUACCUGUAUCUUUGCUAUGUAUAGGAAGGAUGCUAGUAUGGUUCUGAGUCACUGCAUACCAGCUAGUUGUGGUUCUAUAUUUAGCAGCUAUUCCACCUUGAGGGAUACUGGGAGAGGCUGGCUUUAGGGUUUGGCUGGAGCUAUUUUUGAUAUUGAGGUCAGGGACUGAAAUACUCUGCGGCCUGCAGUCAGGGCUGAAACAAUAUGGGUGGCAUGAGAAAAUAUAGGCUACAGUAUGUGGUUCUGGCUGGUUCUGGUGGGUUCUGGCGGGUUCUGGCUGGCUGGUCUGGUAUCUAUGGUACUUAUAUACCAGUGUGUUUAUGUAGCUAUGGUCACGGUGUGUUUGUCUUACGGACCUAUUUACACAGCUCCUCCUGAGCAAACAGAGGAGAGAAGAGGAGAGCGGGGAUAAGUAUAAAGAAAUAGGAGGAUCUUUGGGGCUUAGGUUACCAGGUAUAGAAUGGUGUUGAUGUGGUUCUGUGGGGCUUAGGUUACCAGGUAUAGAAUUUUGUUGAUGUGGUUCUGUGGAGUUUAGGUUACCAGGUAUAGAAUGGUGUUGAUGUGGUUCUGUGGGGCAUAGGUUACUAGGUAUAGAAUGGUGUUGAUGUGGUUCUGUGGAGUUUAGGUUACCAGGUAUAGAAUGGUGUUGAUGUGGUUCUGUGAGGCUUAGGUUACCAGGUAUAGAAUGGUGUUGAUGUGGUUCUGUGGAGUUUAGGUUACCAGGUAUAGAAUGGUGUUGAUGUGGUUCUGUGGAGUUUAGGUUACCAGGUAUAGAAUGGUGUUGAUGUGGUUCUGUGGGGCUUAGUUUACCAGGUAUAGAAUGGUGUUGAUGUGGUUCUGUGGAGUUUAGGUUACAUUUACAUGUACAUUUACAUCAUUUAGCAGACGCUCUUAUCCAGAGCGACUUACAAAUUGGUGCAUUCAACUUAUGAUAGCAAGUGGGACAACCACUUUUUUUUCCUUCUUUUUUUUAAUGGGGGGGGGGGGGGGGGGUAGAAGGAUGACUUUAUACUAUUCCAGGUAUUCCUUAAAGAGGUAGGGUUUCAAGUGUCUCCGGAAGGUGGUCAGUGACUCCGCUGUCCUGGCGUGGUGGGGGAGCUUGUUCCACCAUUGGGGUGCCAGAGCAGCAAAUAGCUUUGACUGGGCUGAGAGGUAGGGGAGCUAGCAGGCCAGAGGUGGAUGAACGUAGUGCCCUCGUUUGGGUGUAGGGUCUGAUCAGAGCCUGAAGGUAAGGAGGUGCCGUUCCCCUCACAGCUCCGUAGGCAAGCACCAUGGUCUUGUAGUAGAUGCGAGCCUCAACUGGAAGCCAGUGGAGUGCGCGGAGGAGCGGGGUGACAUGAGAGAACUUGGGAAGGUCGAACACCAGACGGGCUGCGGCGUUCUGGAUAAGUUGUAGGGGUUUAAUGGCACAGGCAGGGAGCCCAGCCAACAGCGAGUUGCAGUAAUCCAGACGGGAGAUGACAAGUGCCUGGAUUAGGACCUGUGCCGCUUUCUGUGUAAGGUAGGGUCGUACUCUGCGAAUGUUGUAGAGCAUGAACCUGCAGGAUCGGAUCACCGUUUUGAUGUUAGCAGAGAACGACAGGGUGUUGUCCAGGGUCACGGCAAGGCUCUUUGCACUCUGCGAGGAGGACACAAUGGAGUUGUCAACCGUGAUGGCGAGAUCAUGGAGCGGGCAGUCCUUCCCAGGGAGGAAGAGCAGCUCUGUCUUGCCGAGGUUCAGCUUGAGGUGGUGAUCCGACAUCCACACUGAUAUGUCUGCCAGACAUGCAGAGAUGCGAUUCGCCACCUGGUUAUCAGAAGGGGGAAAGGAGAAAAUUAAUGUUGUGUCGUCUGCGUAGCAAUGAUAGGAGAGACCAUGUGAGGAUAUGACAGAGCCAAGUGACUUGGUGUAUAGAGAGAAUAGGAGAGGGCCUAGAACUGAGCCCUGGGGGACACCAGUGGUGAGAGCAUGUGGUGCGGAGACAGAUUCUUGCCACGCCACCUGGUAGGAGGGACCUGUCAGGUAGGAUGCAAUCCAAGAGUGAGCAGCGCCGGAGAUGCCCAACUCAUAGAGGGUGGAGAGGAGGAUCUGAUGGUUCACAGUAUCAAAGGCAGCGGAUAGGUCUAGAAGGAUAAGAGCAGAGGAGAGAGAGUUAGCUUUAGCAGUGCGGAGAGCCUCCGUGACACAGAGAAGAGCAGUCUCAGUUGAAUGACCAGUCUUGAAACCUGACUGGUUUGGAUCAAGAAGGUCAUUCUGAGAGAGAUAGCAGGAGAGUUGGCUAGAGACAGCACGCUCGAGAGUUUUGGAGAGAAAAGAAAGAAUGGAUACUGGUCUGUAGUUGUUGACAUCGGCGGGAUCGAGUGUAGGUUUUUUGAGGAGGGGUGCAACUCUCGCUCUCUUGAAGACGGAAGGGACAUGGCCAGCGGUCAAGGAUGAGUUGAUGAGCAAGGUGAGGUAAGGGAGAAGGUCUCCGGAAAUGGUCUGGAGAAGAGAGGAGGGGAUAGGGUUAAGCGGGCAGGUUGUUGGGCGGCCGGCCGUCACAAGUCACAAGAUUUCAUCUGGAGAGAGAGUGGAGAAAGAAGUCAAAGCAUAGGGUAGGGCAGUGUGAGCAGGACCAGCGGUGUCAUUUGACUUAAUAAAUGAGGAUCAGAUGUCGUCAACCUUCUUUUCAAAAUGGUUGACGAAGUCAUCCACAGAGAGGGAGGAGGGAGGGGGAGGAGGAGGAAGAUUCAGCAGGGAGGAGAAGGUGGCAGAGAGCUUCCUAGGGUUAGAGGCAGAGGCUUGGAAUUUAGAGUGGUAGAAAGUGGCUUUAGCAGCGGAAACAGAGGAAGAUAAUGUAGAAAGGAGGGAGUGAAAAGAUAACAGGUCCGCAGGGAGUCUAGUUUUCCUCCAUUUCCACUCGGCUGCCCGGAGCCCUCUUCUGUGAGCUCGCAAUGAGUCGUCAAGCCACGGAGCAGGAGGGGAGGACCGAGCCGGCCGGGAGGAUAGGGGACAUAGAGAGUCAAAAGAUGCAGAAAGGGAGGAGAGGAGGGUUGAGGAGGCAGAAUCAGGAGAUCGGAGGGAGAAGGGUUUAGCAGAGGGAAGAGAUGAUAGGAUGGAAGAGGAGAGAGUAGCGGGAGAGAGAGAGCGAAGGUUUCGACGGCACAUUACCAUCUGAGUAGGGGCAGAGUGAGUAGUGUUGGAGGAGAGCGAGAGAGAAAAUGAUACAAAGUAGUGGUCGGAGACUUGGAGGGGAGUUGCAGUGAGAUUAGUAGAAUAACAGCAUCUAGUAAAGAUGAGGUCAAGCAUAUUGCCUGCCUUGUGAGUAGGGGGGGACGGUGAGAGGGUGAGGUCAAAAGAGGAAAGGAGUGGAAAGAAGGAGGCAUAGAGAAAUGAGUCAAAGGCAGACGUAGGGAGGUUAAAGUCACCCAGAACUGUGAGGGGUGAGCCAUCCUCAGGAAAGGAACUUAUCAAGGCGUCAAGCUCAUUGAUGAACUCUCCAAGGGAACCUGGGUUACCAGGUUACCAGGUAUAUAAUGGUGUUGAUGUGGUUCUGUGGAGUUUAGGUUACAAGGUAUAGAAUGGUGUUGAUGUGGUUCUGUGAGGCUUAGGUUACCAGAUAUAGAAUGGUGUUGAUGUGGUUCUGUGAGGCUUAGGUUACCAGGUAUAGAAGUGGUGUUGAUGUGGUUAUGUGGGGCUUAGGUUACCAGGUAUAUAAUGGUGUUGAUGUGGUUCUGUGGAGUUUAGGUUACAAGGUAUAGAAUGGUGUUGAUGUGGUUCUGUGAGGCUUAGGUUACCAGGUAUAGAAUGGUGUUGAUGUGGUUCUGUGAGGCUUAGGUUACCAGGUAUAGAAGUGGUGUUGAUGUGGUUAUGUGGGGCUUAGGUUACCAGGUAUAUAAUGGUGUUGAUGUGGUUCUGUGGAGUUUAGGUUACAAGGUAUAGAAUGGUGUUGAUGUGGUUCUGUGAGGCUUAGGUUACCAGGUAUAGAAUGGUGUUGAUGUGGUUCUGUGAGGCUUAGGUUACCAGGUAUAGAAGUGGUGUUGGUGUGGUUCUGUGGGGCUUAGGAUACCAGAUAUAGAAGUGGUGUUUAUGUGGUUCUGUGGGGCUUAGGUUACCAGGUAUAGAAGUGGUGUUGAUGUGGUUCUGUGGGGCUAAGGUUAUCAGGUCUAGAAGUGGUGUUGAUGUGGUUCUGUGGGGAGCAUUGAAAGGACCAGUUAUCAAAUAUGAUUAAAUCAGAGUAUGCAUAACCUACCCAUUUCCCAAAUGUCAGACCCCACGUCCAUGAAGACAAAGUCACUCCGAUAUUAUUCAAACAUUAUCUCUUGGUGAUUGACUUCUCUCUCUGUCGGUCUCUCCCAGCAGCCAUGCGUCCUAUGUCCAAACCGGUAUCCCAGAAGAGGAGAUUACAGCUGCCCACUAUCAGAGAGGGCUACGAGGAUCUGGUCAGAGACAUGAACCACAUGAACCAGACGAACCAGUCCAACACCCUUCACUCUGCCCAGCCUACCACCCACCCAGGGCCCUGCCCACACACCCUCUCCUCAGAGGACUACCUGCUGUCCAUCUGCCACCUGGCUCACCCCACCUCCUUUCACACCAAUGACAUCAUCAACCCUCGCAAGCAGGACUCGCUGCACCAGAGGUCGAGGCUGCCGCAGCUUGCUGUGCAAGAUGAAAACUCUCCAAAGGCCACUGCAUUUUGUCACAGGGAAAAGGCCCAUGGGAAGGAAAGGCCUGGGAUGUACUCUGACUUCAUCACUGUAUGCGGUGGACAGGGGAAAGAUUCCAACUGUAAUGAGCCUGCGUUUGGUUGCCUUGGUGCGUCAGACCCCUUAGAGUUCCUGUACGGCAGCCCCGGCCACUCCACCUGUCAAUCAGGGAAUUGGGUUUAA
Messenger RNA from Coregonus sp. 'balchen', 29071 nucleotides. The record is from the annotation of a GenBank genome assembly. Lineage: Eukaryota; Metazoa; Chordata; Actinopteri; Salmoniformes; Salmonidae.